AUGGCCUCAACUCAAGAUUCUGUAGACACAGUGCUGAAGACGAAACUGCUCCAACUCGAGUGCCACUUUACCUGGGACCUGAAAAAAGAUGACCUUGAUUUCAGUGAUCUGCAGAACAAGCUUAAGCACCAGAUUGAACUGGAAUUGGGAGAGGACACAGGGAUAGCACAGUCAUUCAGCUCUCUGGCUUUCACAAAGUACCUACAAGGUCUGCUUGAAGAAGCACGGGAUGACUUAAUGAAGGCUGAGAAGCACAUCAAGAAACACCAUGCGGAUGACUAUGAGAAGCUGCUUAUUGUCAUUUAUGGAAACUUUGCAUGGUUAUAUUACCACAAGGGUGAUCAGGCAAAAUCUCAGAGCUACCUGGAGAAGGUGGAAGAGAUCAACAGGAGGUUUCCCACAGGAUCCUCUUCUGUCCUCCAUCCUGUUGUCUAUGGGGAGAAAGGCUGGACCUACAUGAAAUUCUCUAAUAAGUACAAUGAAAAAGCAAUAGAGUGUUUCAAGAAAGCAUUGGAGGCAGAACCAGAGGAGAAUGAGUGGAAUACUGGCUAUGCUAUCGCACUGUAUCGCACUGAAUCUGAGCUCACAAGCAUCGAAGAGUCACCAGCAAUUACACAGCUGAGACGUGUAUUGACGUUGGCCCCAAACACUUCUAACAUCAUGGCGCUGCUAGGUCUGAAACUAGUGAUAUAUGAGAACUUUAAGGAAGCAACAGAAUUGGUGGAGAAAGUCCUGAAGACUUCACCAGACAACCCCUAUGUGACACUAUAUGUGGCAAAGUACUUUCGACAAUACACAUCUGUGGAGAGUUCCAUUGCUCUUCUGAAGACAGUGCUGGAACAGACACCGAAUUCAUCUUUUCUCCAUUACCAAUUUGCACUCUGCUAUAGAAAGAAGAGGAAAGAUUUACCUUGCACUCUCUCCUCAGUCGGCCCGAUGCCCUUCUCCGACAACAGAAUUCCCAUGAAAGUUGAACGUUUGACCCAAGAUACAUUGCUAAAAACCAAACUGCUGCAGCUGGAGAGCCACUUCACAUGGGGCUUGAAAAAAGAUGACACUGACUUCAGUGACCUGCAAAACAGGCUGAAGUACCAGAUUGAGCUGGGGUUAGGUGAGAACACAGGGAUAGCACGGUCAUUCAGCUAUCUGGCUUUCACUAAGUACCUACAAGGUCUGCUUGAAGAAGCACGGGAUGACCUUGUGAAGGCUGAAGAGUGUUUCAGGAAACACCAUGCGGAUGACUGUGAGAAGCUGCUUAUUGUCACUUAUGGAAAUUUUGCCUGGGUGUACUACCACAUGCGUGAUUGGGCGAAAUCUCAGAGCUACCUGGAGAAGGUGGAAGAGAUCAAGAAGAGGUUUCCCACAGAAUCCCCUUCUGUCCUCCAUCCUGUUGUCUAUGGGGAGAAAGGCUGGGCAUUCCUGAAAUUUUCUCGGAAAUACUAUGAGAAAGCGAAAGAGUGCUUCAAGAAUGCGUUGGAGGCAGAGCCAGAGGAGAGAGAGUGGAAUGUUGGCUAUGCUAUCGCACUGUAUCGCACUGAAUCUGAGCUCACAAGCACUGAAGAGUCACCAGCAAUUAAACAGCUGAGACGCGCAUUAGAGCUUGACUCAGAGAAUGCUGGCAUUAUGGCACUGUUAGGUCUGAAACUUGCUGCCUAUAAAAACUUUAAGGAAGCAGAAGAGUUGGUGGAGAAAGCCAUGAAGACAUCACCAGACAACCCCUACGUGACACGAUAUGUAGCAAAGUAUUUUCGGCAACAAGGAUCCACGGAGAAGUCGAUUGCUCUGCUAAAGAGAGCACUAGAACAGACACCCAAUUCAGCAUUUUUGCACCAUCAGCUUGCACUCUGCUACAAGAGGAAAAGGAUUGCUUUACGCAGGCCUGGAGGUCAUACAAGCAAAGCAGAAACUGAAGAGUUGCUGAAUCUGGUUAUCCGUCACUUGGAGGAGGCCACCAUUCUGAAACCCUCCUUCAUUUAUGCCAUGGCAGAGUUGGGACUCAGCUAUGGAGAGAAUGGAAAUAUCAGCAAGGCGGAGGAGGUGUUUCAGAGAACAUUUGAAGUUGCUACUACUAAAAAUGAGAGCCUGCAGGUGACCAACGUCUAUUACGCAGAUUUCCAGCUCUACCAUAACAAAUCUGGGUCCCUGGCUAUGAAGUACUACAAGGAAGGUCUCACACUGCAGAAAGACACAGCAGAGGGAAAAAAGUGCGCAAAUAAACUUGAAACCAUUGCCAAGAAGCACAUUUCCAGAAACUCCCAGGAUGGCGAGGCAUUCGGAAUUCUGGGCUACGUUUAUCAAACAAGGGGUGAAAAACGGCAAGCCAUCGAGUGCUAUGAGAAGGCUCUUUUACGUGAUCCUGGCAAUGAGGAGUACCUCUCUGCCCUCUGUGACCUUCGCUUAUCUCUGGAUAUUUGA
Megalops cyprinoides (Indo-Pacific tarpon) is the source of this 2415-nucleotide messenger RNA. RefSeq names its product interferon-induced protein with tetratricopeptide repeats 10 (gene ifit10). Gene Ontology annotation, cellular component: cytosol. Gene Ontology annotation, molecular function: protein binding. The record is from RefSeq and is a predicted model, not a curated record. Gene Ontology annotation, biological process: defense response to virus. Lineage: Eukaryota; Metazoa; Chordata; Actinopteri; Elopiformes; Megalopidae.